GCCAAAUGAAUAACCAAAAAAAAAAAGACUACGAAAAAACUGUCAAACCAAAGACGCCAACGGAACGAUUAGUUGAGGAAUAGAUUUUUCCCACAAAAUGGAGCGUCAAAGAGAGAAAAGUACUUCUCCAGUCCGCACAGUGAGUUUAAAUGACACACCUGCAAAACGUUCAUCACCUCAACGAUAUCCAGGAAGACAUAACAUUUUCACAAAACAUCACAAUGUUGAAGACGGUCAACCCUUGGAUCGUCAUCAUCACAUGGACGACAUGACGGUAGCUUUUAAAAAGAAGUUAAGCACUAAAGAAAUAACCGGACCAGAAGAGAGAAAGAAAAAACGGAAAAUAAAAAAAACAGCAGAGAAAGAGGAAUCUUCGGAAGAAGAAUCUUGGGAAGAGGAAUCUUCGGAAGAUGAAGAGGAAGAGGAAGAGGAAGAGGAAGAAGCCGAGCCAGGUGUAAUCGAGGAAUUCUUGACAGGUAUUUGGGAAAGACAAGAAAUGUGUGAUUUGAUCAUUAAAAUUGGCAGACAUCAAGUUUUGGCUCACAAACUUCCUUUAGCUGCUUACAGCACCCAGUUUGCAAAGCAAUGUCUUGAUGAAGUUCCGAUUGGUUCUUGUGAAAUUUACCUAAGCGACACAAAUACUGAUGCAGUACAGGAAGUUAUGAAAUACAUUUACACCAAUGAUAUUGACCUGAACUCAGAAAACAUAGAUGCUGUGAUUUCAGCCAGUCUUCAAUUGGGUGUUACUGAUGUUAUCGACUCUACCAAAGAAUAUUUACUAGAAUACACAAAGUUCAAUGCUCUCGAUCACAUGUGGAUCGCAGAGAAAUACGAAUUUUUAGAUGUUCAUUCCAGUACAUUUAACUAUAUCUGCAAAUACAUAGUAAAGAUCAGCGACACAGAGUCAUUUUUAUCAUGUCCAGUGGAUAAAGUUGUUCAUUUGCUUAAAAGUGACAAUUUAAACGUUAAAAAGGAAUUGAGUGUUUACAAUAUUGCAACAAAAUGGCUAGAUUAUAACCAAAAGGGUCGAAAGAAGCAUUCUAAAGAAGUGUUGAAUACGAUUCGAUUUCCUUUGAUUGUCCCAGAUGAUGUUGUGAAACACGUCGAACCAAAUAUGAAGAAUUAUUCAGAUGAAUGCAAUAAGAUGUUAGUCGACGUUUUUAGGUAUCAUGCCUUAAGAUACAGUGGAGGUGGAACAGACGAAUUCCUUCCGAAACAAAGACAUUAUUAUCCAAUCAAAUAUGUUGUGAAAGAAACUGCUGGAUUUAGUGAAGAGGAAUCUGAAGACGAAGAUGAAGAUGAAUCGGGUGAAGAAGAAGAAUCAAGUGAAGAAGAAGAAUCAAGUGAAGAAGAAGAAUCAAGCGAGGGGGAAUCAGGAGAAGAGGAAGAAGAAUCUGGUGAAGAAGAAGAAGAAUCGGGUGAAGAAGAAGAAGAAUCGGGUGAAGAAGAAGAAGAAUCGGCGGAAGAAUCGGCGGAAGAAUCGGGAGAGGAAGAGGAAGAAUCGGUGGAAGAUCAAGAAGAAUUAGUUGAAGAUGAAGAAAAACUUGUGGAUGAAACAGAAGACAAAUUGAAAGAAACCCCCUAGAUUAUCUAAUUAAUAAAACUGAAAAAUGACUUGAAAAUUGAAUAAAUAUUUGUUGGUUUU
Lottia gigantea (owl limpet) is the source of this 1645-nucleotide messenger RNA. RefSeq lists its product as hypothetical. The record is from RefSeq and is a predicted model, not a curated record. NCBI's taxonomy places the organism in Eukaryota, Metazoa, Mollusca, Gastropoda, Lottiidae. Bases 98 to 1585 code for a protein of 495 amino acids. The transcript is spliced from 2 exons. Gene Ontology annotation, molecular function: protein binding.